AUGCACAUCAGUCAACUCAUCGAAAAUUUAACCGAAAAAGCGGUGAUCACGCCUCUGACGCCGUCCAGUGUCAUUGUAUUCGACAAAAACGAGCUCAAAGUCUAUUUGGGCUUCACAAAUAACCGAGGAACGGUGGAGUACGCGAAAGAAGUGGUGAGAAGCCGAAAAAACGGUCUAUUUUAUAAAAACGACUUCAGAUUCUGCUUUUGUCGACGCCGAUCCAACCGAAAGCCGAAAUUCGUCAAGUAGUCGUGUCAAAAAAUGGUUUUCAAGACAUUACUUAGUUUUCAAAAAAAUUCGACUAUUUUGCAGGCGAUUACGCGAUUCUCGAAGGCUCCAGAAGUGUAUACGUUGUUAGAAUCGGCACUGAAAUUCUGGUUUCGAAGCCGGAUCGGCUGCCGAACGAAUGUUUCUGCGAGUGCUACCCACUUCACGACAGCUUCCUCCUCCAGAAUUCUUCGCUUUCAGUCGUCCAAACAAGGAUUUUAUCACAGAAAUGCGACGAGAAAACGAUCGCCGCCAUUUUGUACUCUGACAAUUGCAUUCGGUCCGUGUUUUCUCGAAGAUUUUCCGUCAAAUAUUGCUGAAAUUGCAGAUUCUACAACAUCUACCGCAAAAGUGAAGCUCUUCUGCUCACCAUUGAUUUCCGUCACCACCUCCAUCAAAGCCACGACGAGAGCGUCUCAAACAACACGUUUGGACUUCAAAAAGCACUCGGUUUGCCGGAAAGCAAAGAGAAUUCCUCAAAUAAUUUAAACAUUUCAGUUUCGUUCGACAUGAUUCCGCCGCAGCCGAAAACCUCGUACCUCUCAUUGAUUGUCGUCGAUUCGGACGCCGAGUUUUUCGCCUCUUUUGUCUAUUUUUCAUGUAUUUAUUGACUUUUUCAACAGAAUCAUAAUUUUUGUAUAUUCAGGCUUCAAGGAGGGGAUUUCACCGCGAAUUCACCGUCUGGAGACUGUCGACAGUCUUCCGUGCGAUCCGCUGGCUUUGCACUAUCUGGAGACGUCGAAUCCGAGGAUUUCGUCCGUGUUCGCACUGGUCUCCGGCGGCGGCGUCCUCAGCCAUCUCGUCGUGUUCCCCAACGAGUUCGGAGAGUUUCAGUAAGUUUUUCCAUCUAAAAUUUGAAGUUUUCUUGUUUUCCAGGUUGCUCGUCAACGAUCAGCUGCGUCUUCCGGAUUGCAACGGAGAUCCGCGGAUUGUGCCGAAUCAGAUCCGAAAACUGAACCGAAAUCGCUACGAAAUCGCCACUUCCACGUGUCUUUUCUCGGUCAACAUCUCCCCGUGGUUCGACAAUAUCCUAUCCGGGUAAGCAGACCUCUCAAUCCCUUCAAAAACCUGAAAUGUUCAGUUCUUCCGACCCGAAAACCCAAGAAACCCGAGUCUGUGAGCUCGUGAACGUCGUCACCGACUCCGCGGAACUCUCCGUUUCCUCCAAGAAGCCUUACACCGGCGCACGUGCGCUCCGAGCCGUUUCAGUGCUUUUGGCACGUCAUCUGGAGCAAGAAGAAGACGAAAACGAUGUGAACGCCGAGCCCGAAGUGCUGCAUUUGGUGAUUUUAAGCACAACGGAUGGCGAGCCGACUCUUGUCUUUUCAGUUUCCACGUAAGCCAUCAAGUUUCAGCUCAAAUCGGAUUAUAAACACUUUUAGAUUUGACAAUCAUUUCGGAGGUAAAACUGGUGCUCAUGCCGCUAGAAGCAGUGAUCCCGCUCCGGCGACGACAGUGAAAAGUUCGAGUACUCUGGAGCAGCAGCUCGCGGAGCUCAAGCCACUUCCAGCGUGUGUGUAAGUGCUCACAGCCUUCUUCUCCCGGCAUUUCCCUCUCUUCAGAAUCUCUGACAGAAUCUCUCCAGAAGAGGCCAUCGCGGCAGCCCUUAAAUUCGUCGAUUCUGUCGACGAGCGCCUCAAGAAGCACGGGGAACUGGCGAACGCAGUCGUCGAGCGGUGUCUGGGUCUCGCCGCCACUUCGCAGUUGCUCGACGAGAAGCAGCAAAGUGUCGACGAGCGUCUCAUCGCUGAAACGACGGCCGCCGAGGAGCUGAAGGUGCGGAUGCACGAGCUGAAGGCGCGGAUGGACGCGACGCGCAAGGCGGCCAACGUGCUCUUCCACCGCGUCGACGAGAACGUUCCGUUGAGCGACAACGAGGUGCGCAUCUAUGAACGGCUCAAGGAGCACCAGAAGAUGCUCUCCGACAUGAGCAUCUACGUGCCCAAGAUGACACUCGACUCGAACGAACUGCACCGGAUGGCCGAGGUUGUGGAGAAGCGGCGCGGCGGCGAGGAGCCCAGCAAAUUUGCGAAUAUUGAGAAAAAGUAGAUUCGUAUUUACAAAACUUGUAAAUUUCGUUAUUUUUCAGCGCCAUCGACAUUGAAAAUCUGGAGAAACGGGAGAUCAAGCUCAAUUCGGGCAUUUCGGAAUUCGCCGUUUAA
Molecule: messenger RNA, 2429 nt
Organism: Caenorhabditis sp. 36 PRJEB53466
Lineage: Eukaryota; Metazoa; Nematoda; Chromadorea; Rhabditida; Rhabditidae
Source: the annotation of a GenBank genome assembly